CGAACAUUCCGCCGCGCGCUCGCAUUCGAAUCAAUACGCUCGCGAUCGUCCGCCGUUCGAGUUCGCGUUUGACGCACUGCAUAAUUAUUUGCGUCCGCGUCUGUACAAUAUAAAUUUAAUAUAAAUAUUAUUUCGUAUAAUAUUCCGCGAUCGAAUUACACUAUUUAUUUUAUUAUUCCGUCUCGAUUUUUUCCACGCUGCUCAGAUCCCGCAGACCCACGUCGGCGUUUCACCCCAAGCCGCGCGCCGCACGAACUCACUGGCAACGCACUAGGAUUUUCGUGAGUAUUUUUUCUAAGUUUUUAUUGUUACGGAAUCAUCGCGUACAUAAUACCUGCGUGGCUUGAUGCGAGAAGGGCCAAUGUCGAAAAAUAAAAAAAAAACAACCACUUAUAACAAUAAUUACGGCCUUUACGUUAGAUUAUCGGAAGUUUUAGAAAUUAAUUUUAUUUUUUUGCAACUUUCAAUUUGGAUUUUUUAUUUUAUUAAAAAAAAAAAAAUAAUAAUAAUAAUGUAUUUGUCAUUUUUGUACCAAGCGUCCAAGCCGCAAAUAUAAUACGUAUAACUUUAUACGCUGUAAAAGUUGACAAGUUCAAGUCAAUAAUCCGACCGGUUUAUUAUUUUUACGACGUAGUUGUUAUAAAUUAUUUAGAAAAUACAUUUAUAUACGCCCCGCAGUAAAACAAUAAUCAAGUUCAAGUGAAUUUUGGUUUUCCCAUUUUAUUGUCGCGUAUUAUCAUAAAACCCAGACUUCCAAAUUAUAAAUUAUAAUGUUCUUGUAGACCAGAGUAAUAUACGUUUUUAUUUUAGAUCGUUUUAUUCUCUAAGUAAUACACAAAAAAGUGUAAAAAAUUGAUGAUCGCCGUCCAAUAGAAUAUUUGUAUUAAAAAGUCGUUUUGUAGUAAACGAAAGGUCGAUUAAUUUGUUCUUUUGUUAUAUAAAUCAAAUAUUAAAACGAGUACCUAUUUCUUAAUAAUCGGAUAAAUAGACUGUACAUAACCCGAACUUAAAUUAAAAAGAUACCAUGAAAUAUUUCUGUUGAGUGAUUUCAGAUUGAAAUAUAGUUUCCAUGAGGAGCUAGGGAAUACUGAAAUACCGAUUUUUUGAACAUUUUAAAAUAUUUAGACUUUUAAUUGUGCGCAUGCGCAAUACAAAUUGCAUAAUUUAAUAUGGUGACAUGUAUUUUAAACACCAGAUUUGGAUAAAAUAAUUUAUUAAGAAAAUUUUAAACAAGUUGACAGAAUUAAUUGAGUAAGGCACCGAUCACUGCAGUUAUGUAUGGUUGAUUAUGGGCUAAAUUUUGAACAAUUUAUAAGAUAAGUAUUGGUGUUAAAUAUUUAAUAAACAAUUGAAAUUACAGACAUUUUGUCAAUUUGUUGAAAGCUUUCUUAAUAAACUAAUUGAUUUAAAUUGAAAGUUUAACUCGUUGUCAUUCAGUCAAUUUUCUUUUUAGUCAUAGUUAAAAGAUCAAAAUGAAUUAAAAAAAAUUUUAGUCUAUUCAAAUGUGGAGUUUAAAAUACAUUUAAAAUACAUGUUACACUGCGCAUACGCACAAUAUAAAGUUUAAAAAUUUGAAAAUUAUCAAAAAAUGUGUAUUUCAGUAUUCCUUAGCGUCUCCUGGAAAUCCUAUUUCAAUCCGAAGUCACUGGAUAGAAAUAUUUUGUGUUACCUUUAAAAGGAAAUAAAGGAAUUAAAGAAAUUAAAUAUACUAGUUUAAUGAGCGAAUGAUGGAAACCUCGUUCGAUUUUGAUUCCGUCUCAGUGUUUAACCUAAGCAAUUUAUUCAUCAAUACCUUGAAUACCGAGAAUAUAGGUUCAGUAUAGGUUUUAUUAAAAUAAUACAAAAUAAACAUUUGUGCUUUUAAAUCACUGAUCACUAAAAUAAAUCUCAGUGUUAAAUAUUAUUGAUUCUAUAUUUACACGUAUAAACUAUAUCAUGAUAUUCUUUUUUCACUAUUACAAUACUUAUUAUAAUUUCGAUUAUGUAGCUAAAAGACAAACGACAUAUUAUAUUAUUCUAAAUACCAAAAAUUGUGUCGAAACUACCGUAAUAACAAUAUAGUCAAUGGCGUAUCCAGAGGUUAGGUGACUAAAAGGAGCCAAGGUAGCUUUAACCCCUACUUUAUUAGCUACACAAAAAAAAAAAAAUCUAACAAAAUAAUAGUCAUUGCAUAAUGCACAUUAACACUACUUAUUCGACCAAGUACAACUAAUUUUACAAUAAUAUAAUUGUGUAUUUUACAAAAUAAUCCCAAGAAAAAAAGUUUUUUUUUGUACAAUAAAUAUAGAUAUAUUUUUCUCAUAAUACAUAUAUAAUAGUAUACAUUUAAUUUAAUAUGAUAACCCCCUCUCAUCGAAAAAUCUUGGGUACGCCACUGAAUAUAGUGACUUAUUAAACUAAUAGGAACCGAUUUUAAGUAUGGGCAGUUAAGAAUAAGCAUUAAUUUGCAGUAAUCACUGUUAAACUAGCAAUUUAUCAAAUCGCUUAGUAAUAAACAUGAAACAUUUAAAAAAGAAAUAUAUAUAUUUUUUUUAAUAUCAAGUUUAGUGCCCAUAGUUAAAGAAACUAUUUUUUAAUUCAUUUUAGGUCAUCAGGUAUUACUUGGCAACGUUCUUGUUAUAUAUAUGACAUUAAAACACAGAGGGAUCCUAAAUAUGUAUAUAUUAGAAUAAAACAAUAAUACCGAAAUAGUACUGUUACAAUAUUAUUGCAUGUAUACCUAACAUUAAAUACAUUUCUCGCUUUACACAGAAUCCAAAAAUGAUUACGGUUUUAACAAUAUAAUAUAAUAAAAAUUAAUACUUCAAGUUUUAUUUAAAGUUAUCAGUGAUGAAAUAUUUUUUUUGGAAAUGGAUUUUUAAUAACUUGUGAAAUAAUAUUCUUCACUUUUCUCAAUAAUAUAAUAUUUAAACUGCAGUUUACGAGCAUUUUGACGUUCGAUUCGUUUAAUUUCACAUUUAUUCUUUUCCUUAUAUAAGAAUAACAAUAAUCAGAAUAGCAAUUGCGCGUUUUAUUUAUGUUUUUAAUACGAGCCACCGGUUUUGUCAUUAAUUUUCAACAUACACCUUGACCCAAAGUGUGCGCAUUUAAUCCAAAAAACGUGCGAAAUCUUUAUUGUUUAGUUCUUUGAAUAAAAUAUAAUAUACUUCACUGCAUUUUAUACAAUGCAAGUGUUAAAUAAUUUUCACAUGACCUUUACUCGAACGUAUUAGAGUUGCGUUAACUAAUACGUAAAAUGCCCCGAAUGAUAAUUAUUAUUAUAUUGACUGAAUAAUAAUUACCUGAUUACCGCAGAAAGGGUACGUAUUUUAAAACUUUUCAAGAAGGACAAAAAAUAUCUUAGGUGACUAUAGUUUUAUAAUAUUUCAUAAAAUGGCUGUAGAAACUUUUAGAUAAUAUCUGACACUUUAUGACAUUACAAUUAUUAAUGAGAAAUUUUUUUUUCAAUUUUUUUUCCUCGAUAAUAUUAUACAAUUUGAAUACGUGCACUUUUUGCAUUUAGCAAUUCAUAUUUUAUUGUAGUUUUGUACAACUGCUGCAGCAGAGGAUAUGAGCGUUAAAGUCUCUCGGGAUCAAAGUAUUACAUUGUUAUUAUAUAGACCGUACACACAUAUUAUUUGAAAAAAAAUAAUUGCAUUAUUAGGUAUACAAAAAAAAAUACGGUUACGUUAUCCCCCUUAACUACAACUGGCAGUUAGAUGUAGGUACUUGAUCUAACAAUCCAUAUAGAAGACACAAUUAUACCUAGUGGAAAUAUACGAGUGUUCAUGUUAUUAUAUAUACGUAUAUUGUGAUUAUUAUGAUACCACGUCGUUAUGGUGAUGGUCAUUGUUGGUAUUUAUUAUAUUUUAUUAUUUGUAUAAUAUAAUAUGCUCUCUUAUGUUCCAUUUUUUUUUUCGUUUUUAAUGUUUUGGUCACACAGCGGGUGAUAUAGGAUUAUAUAUACCUAUAUUAUUAUUAUUGUUAUUAUUUUUACAUAACCGUAGUCAUCAUACAUAUUAUGUUUUUUUUUUGCAUUGUGUUUUUGGUUAGAUGUCACAUGUGUAUGUGUAUGUUCAUGUGUGUGUGUGUGUGUGUGUAGGUAGUUUUUGUAACGUAAUUAUUAUAUUAACUAUAAUAAUAAUACACGCAGUUAUUCCGCAGCGUAAAAUGCUUAGACUGCACAGGAUAGGACCGAAACGAAUGGCAAAUUUAAAAGGAAACGAAAAUAUUAUUCGCGAUGUCUUAUGCACAUAGAUUCAUGGGUGUUGUGCAAGUUUUGUAUCAUCAUUAUGAUCAUUCGGUCGUGUUGAAGGAGAUAAUAUAUAUAUUAUAUUUUCAUUAUUUUUAGUAAAUAUACUUCUUAUGGGUGCACCGGAUCGUCAAGCUAUAGGUACCCAUACCUAUAAUAUUAUAACGACGGAUAUGAAAUCAUAAUUUUGAUUUUAUUAACGCUUUGAUGGGUAUUUUAAUUGGAAAUUUCCAUUCGUCAAUAACGUCAUAAUCGUCAUCGUCGUCGUCGUCGUUACCAUGCUUUCACAGUUUUCAAGUUCCGGCGCCAUCGUGCAUAGCAGUCGUUUAUAAGAAUCGAUUAUUAUAUUAUAGGUAUUAUUAUUAUUAUUAUUAUUAUUAUUAUUAUUAUUAUUCAGAAGAAGAGAGUUUUUAUACACCCGUUACACCCAUUGAUCGUCGAUCGACCGAUCACUAUUCGUCGCGAAGAAAAUGGUAUCGUUAACCGUUUUCCAUUACACAUAGGCAUAUGUAUAACGUUCAAUCAGUUUCAUACGAAUAUUAUUCCAAUCAUUAUUUUUAGAUUUUGAGCGAAUCGAGGAAUGUGUAAGCAUUGGUUUUACUUUAUACAGGGUGUCUCGCCGUAUUCUAUUUAUUUCCUUAACGUAAUAUAGUAUAAAAUAUUCCGUAGAACACGGUAUAAUAUCCCGUAUGAUGAUGACAUGUGCGUGUUUUUUUUCUUGUCAGAAGACAAUUUUUCUACCGGAAAUCUUACGUCGAUCAUCAACUUCAAGCGUGGUUUCUGCAGGUACCUAUAGAUCUAAAAUCUUUAAAUACAAUCAACCUUUAAAGCUUUCUUAAUAAUUAGGAAAAUUUACGCAAUAGCGGUUUUUGUUAUUUUCGAAUUUUUUUUUUUUGUUUGUAGACCUGACAUUAUCACGGAAUAUUGAUGUUAGCCUUUUCUAUAAUAUAGACGUGGAAAAAUUAUUUUCGAGCUAUUUAUUAUUAAUAGACUAUUUGAAAUUUGUCGAGUUUUUUCUAGUAAUUGAACGUAAUAAUAUAGUAGUUAAAUUUCAAGUUCAAGUAAUAGUUUUGAUGAAAAUCAUGGCAUUUCAAAAUAUAUUUUUAACCGAACUUUGCUCGUUUUUCGUUAUGAACGAUAUAAAUUAAAUUACUUACAUGUAUAUAUUCUGCUUUCUCUGUAACUUCCCCCCUUAAAUUAUUAGUUUUUAGUAUGUAAACUCAAUUGAUUAUAUUAGAUUAGCUAAUAAUUCUAAAAAGUAAAAAAUUCGAUUGAUACGCACUUUGGAAUUUUAAUUUAUCAACAAUGAUAAGUAUAAUGUUUGUUGAAAAAGUAUCUAUAUUAAAUGUUUCUAAUUGAUUAAUAUUAUUAUAGUUACUUAAACACCUCAAUUUGGUACGGUGUUUUGGUAGGAAUAAGGAAAUUUUUUUUUUUUUAAGACAUGAUUUUUUUUAUAUUACUAGUUGCAGUUAUAAAAUAGGUAUUAGUAAUAUUACCUAUUUGAGUUUAAUCGUAUAUAUUGGUUUUCGUAAUAUUAUAAAUCAGUGAAUAGUGUGCGUGAGACAUAUACUGCGAUAUAAUUUAUUUUUAUUUUUUUGUGGAAUAAACUCAAUUUGACACAUUGUACCAUGCGACACUAAAUCUAUACUAUAUCAAUAGGAAAAAAAAUCGUAUUAACAAUGGUAUAUUAUUUCUUCAUUUACGUAUUUAUAAUAAAAUAACAAAGACAUUUUUUUGAAUUAUAUUGAUCGCUAAUUAUUGCAGGCGAAUAAUACUAUAUUGAAUAAAUCGCAUUUUUAAUCAAAUUUAAGUAAGUGAUUCAAAAUUCAAAAUUGUAGUUGCAAAUCGUAAUUUCGAUAUUUUAAUUUAAUAACUACUGCGUUGGAUACUAAUAAUAUUUAAUUAUAACGAUAUUAUAUAUUUUACUGUAUAUUCAAUUAAAAAUUCAUAUAUUUAAAAAAAAAAACAGGAAAAAUAAUUUUUAAACAGGGGAAAAAUAUGAUAUUAAUCUAGUUAUAAUACUGUACAUUAUCAUUUACAAGUACGUUUUCUAACAUUAAAUACGAACAAAAAAUAACAUAUCUAUACAGUGUUAAGAAAUUUCAUUUUAAAAUUCAUGUGCCCGUGAAGUAAAAUUUAAUUGAAUCAGCUAUAUUAUCAUUAUAUAAUUUGUAAUAUGUUGUACGUAGGUAUAUCAUUCGAUGGUAAUUUGUUCCGAUAGAUUUAUUUAUUCGUGUUUUGUCAAGACCGUUCAAGACAAAUAAAAUACAAGUAGGUUUAUUUUCUAAUAUAAGUAUAUAGGUACCCGAGUAGGUAACUAUGUAUAUAUAUAUAGGUUUAUAGAGGGUUAUGCAGCUGUAGAGCAAACACGUGAUCAAUUUUGUUCGAUCAAUUCGUUGUGGAUCAUUAAUUUUUUUUCUUUCGAUUUUUGUACAGUAUUAAUCAAAGACAUAUAUAUAUAUGUAUAUACCUACACUACAUUUGUAUCAAUAAAAAUAAUAUAAUUUUUGUGAAAAAAAUGAACAUUCUUUGUCAACAUUGUUGUACCCAUUAUCAUAUAUUGUCCAGCACUAAUCAAAUACGCGAAUUUCGGACGCCAAUGUUAAUGUAUGCAAGUAAUUUGGAUUUGAUAGAAUUUCACAUUAAAUACGUUUAUUAAUAUGAUUAAGCACGAUAAAUUCACUUUAAUAGCAUCGAACAAACUUUUUUUUAAAACGUAUCUUUGGUCUCAGAGAAGAAGAGCUUAAAACCAUUUUAUGUAAUUUUCAAUACAAGUAAAUGAAAUUUUGAAUGUACAUAUACUAAAAUAGACAAAAUGUUUUAAAAAGCUACCAAACAUAGAUUUAAGUUAUAUAUAUAGAAUUAGAAGGAUUGCACUUUGUAAAAAUAACUAAUCGAUUAAUAGGAUUAUAAUUUUAUCAGAGGGUGUCGUCACGACAGUUUAAUUUAGCACUCGAAGGCAUUCCGCACUUUUUCACACGAUUGCAAUUCUCUGAAACUAUGAGUUUAGGAGAAUUGAUCCUAUUAUUAUUAUUUUAUACAGAAAAAUAUUUAUUAUGUCCCUUGACCGAAUGAUAAAGUAAAAAUACAGUGAAAAUACUUUUCUUUAUAAAAUGUAUAAUAUGGGGUCCAUAAAUUCAACCAGAGGGUCACAAUGGUUAAAGUGUGAAAUGCCUUUGUUGUUAUAACACAUGUGAGACUGAUAGAUAAAACAAAAUCUAGUCUAACCUAAUCUUCAAAAUUAUUGUUAAACCUAUAUGCAUAAAAUGCUAAAACUGCGUACAAUAUAUUAUAAUCUACACAGUAUUGUGUAUUAAGUUUCGACGACCGGCAAAAUAUUAUAAACUUGAGAAUCUCAGUUGAAAAAAAUGUUCCUCACGUCCCGCACUCGCAGUUGAAUAAUCAUAUUUUAGAUCGUGACUAUAUUUUCUGAUGAGAUUAGUUUAAUAAUCACAAAAAAAAAAAAAAUAUCAACAACAAUUGCGCACAUUCCGUAAUAUUUAUUACGGAGUUGUUCAAUUAACAGAUGGUUCAACGCACUCGCAGCUUUCUCUAUCACUGCAUCACUCUCAAUCUUCGAUAUACCUACUCGUAUUUUUUACAUUUUUAUUAAUUAUAGGUAGGAUAUCCGAUCUUGACCGUCCUCCGCACCAAACUUAAUAUAUCGGCGGUAAUCAACGUCUACACUGCGUGUGGGAAUAAAAAAAAAAUAUUGAAAAAAAAAUAUAUCGUUUGUCAACGAGAAAAUGGAAAACUUUCGCUUCGGCUCUUGGUGAAGGUCGGCGAGAUUUCUAGAGGACAGCUAGUCAUCGUUCGCGCGCGCCCGGAUAGAAUGAAAGCAAGUGUGUGUGUGCUCGCGCCCGCGUCUAUUCUUCGGUUGGAAAUGAUUAUUAUUUUUAUAUAUUAUUACUAUUGCUGCUGGUAUUUUUUAUUUUUAUAUACAUGAGAUAUGUCAAAAAAUGAUAAACGUGAUAAACGAGGAUUUGCUAUGAAAAAAAAAUGAAAUAUAAUAUAUAUUUAUUUCUAUUCAUCGUUUUGUAUUUUUGUAAUGAUCGUAUGUAUAUAAUAUAUAUGUAUUACUAAUACUAUGCCCAGACGAGAAAUUUCUGAAAUGAAAAAAAAAACGCCCGUGUCAUUAGCUGGUGAUUUUAUCAAUAAAUAUAUCGUAAUUUUUGGUGCUCGAAAUCAAUUGUGGACCUAUACUCUGUUCGGGUUUAGUUAGCAAAUAUAUUUAAAAUUACAUGAAUUCAACAAUAUUAUUAUUAUGUCCUUUAUAAUUCGGAGUAAAAUAUAUUGUUUUAUAAGACAAGCGCGUCCGAGAGAAAUAAUAUAUUAUACUAAUACAAUAAUAUUUCGAAUUGGUUCCGAAAAUUAAAAGAAAUUUUAGUGUUCGAAAUGUCUCUGAUGAGAAAAUGAGAUAAGGACAGACCGGGUAAUAGAAGAAUUGUACGGCGAAUCAGAUACUUAGGGAUACUUAGGGAACUGAACACAACACGAUCAAGAGGACGGCCCAGUAAACGGUAGAAAGAUAGGAUUGCUAAAGACUUAACAUUGUUACAAUGCGUAAAAAAUGGAUAUCAAGUAGCGAAUAAGAGAGAGAUACAGAGGCAUUUGAUGGUUGCGGUAACAAGCCUCAACGGCCCGAAAAAAGCCAAAAAACCAAAAAAAAAAUAAGAAGGCAGUGUUCAAAUAAAAAUAAUACAGAUAUAAUUUAGUUACAUGUAUAGAAACCUGAGAGAUUUCGUCAAGUCAUAAUAUCAUCGUAGCGUAGGUUGCAUUUUAAGGAGCGUCUUAAUUUCUAUAUUAUGUAGCCUAUAUUAAUGCUAUUAAUAUGCACUUAUUCUUAUGAGAGUACACGCUGGGUUACAUAACAUUACAGAUUCAUAUUAUGGCGCGAAUGACUAUUCAAAUGAGCGUAAUAUUUUAGUCGAGACGGAUUAUACGAAUAUAGUGCUAGAUAAAGUCGUUUAUAAUUUUGAUUCGUACAUUUGCAAUAUUAUAAAACGUUUUGAAUUUUUCAGAACUCACUAGAUGAUUAUAAGGAGUGUAUAUCACUCAAUUUUUGAUUUAAGGAAAUACAUAAUAUUAUAAUAUUCAGUGUAUAUUUCGACCGUUUUUUUUUUUUGUUCCUAUACUCUACUUACAUACAUAUAGGUAGUGGUGAAACCGGAACGAAUACGCCAAAUGGUUUUGUAUAAACUGUUUUUAAAUGGCUAUACUAUAAUGGUAUAUUUAUGUAUACAAAUUACAUACAAAUCUACGUACAAUCAUCCGAUUAUAUUUAUUUGUUAGGUACCUACAGGCUACUGUCAAUUUAAUAGAACCAACGGCGACGAAUACGCUUAAACUGUUUGAAUACAAGUACAAUAUUUUUUUAAUUUUUUUUUUUUAACGUUUAAUUUGAAUGUGUAAUACAGUUUUCUAUAGUUUGUAUAUUUUGAUUUGAAAACAUAUUUUUUUUUCCACUAUAAGAAACUUUCAUGCGACAAACAAAUGCAAAGUACAAUAAUAUUUUGAAAUAUUAUCGUUUAUUUAUGAAAAAUAAAAAUCACGAAAUGUUUUGUUUAAGUCGAAAUCGGAACCGCAGACAAACGUACCGAAUAAUAUUACGGGGAAAUUAAAAAACACUAGAUAUUGUACACUCCUUACCACGCCUUUAAAUUUUCUGCGCGUUUGUCUGUACCAUUCUUCUUUAUUAUUAUUUUUUUUUAAUACAGGUAGGUACUUGAACGAUUUCACUAUUACAUUCCAUUGAAUGCAAAGUAUUUAAUUCAGUCUCCGAACGAAUAUAUUUAAAUAAUUCAUGAGACAAAUGGCUUUUUUUUUUUUAAAUGUAUGCCUAUAAAAAAAUUGUGUUCACGAUAAAUGUUUAUACAUAUUACCUAUACGUACAAAUAAUACACGGUUUUUAUUUCUAUUGUAUUUGAUUUUACACGAUUGUCGAUAAGUUGACGUUUAUAUAGAGACAUUAGACGAUUGUAUAGGAUGUCAACGAUAUUACCGCUCUUGUCAACUGAAUAUGGUACACCGUAAUAAUAUACUAUGAUUUUUAGAGAUUUAUUAAUACAAUUGUUAUAACUACACCAAAGAUAAUGCUAAGUUGAAAAGUUUCAAAACUUUUCUAUGAGGCUUAAUAUAAUAUAUACUAAUCAUUUAAGGAGAUCGGUGAUGAUAUAAUGUGUAUAUUUUAGUAAAUUUUUAGGCUUUUUAGUCGGACAAAACGUAAGGGGUUGUGUUUAUGAAUUAUGAUUCUCUAGGUUUGUAGUAAUUUUGGAAAUAGAAAUGUGAUUAUUUUACUGGAAAUAGUAGAAAAAUAUAUUGUAUUUUUCAAAAAUGUACGUUUAGAAUUUUAUCUUUUACUUACGAUAAAAAUAAUUCUAAUAAAAAAAAAAUAAUAAUAAUGGUCCAAACGUAUCCUAUACAUAUUAAAGAACCAAAAGAAAUAGUUUUGUCUAGGUUUUUGGGGCUAAAACGUCCUACUCUUUUCCCUUAACGGAUAUCGGGCAGUAAAUUAGCGGACAGUUCUCAUCAUAAAGGCUCAUUAAAAUUUAAACUAGCUAAUUUUUUCUAAUUUUUCAAAAUCGGACACAAUUUGAAAAACCGUCACCAAACGCCUUUAACGAAUUUAUUGAUCUAAACAUGUAUUCAAAAACAACUAUCAAGUACAGUAUGAUACCUGACCCGUACAAUUUGAUAAUAUUAUGUCCGCGAGCAAUAAUAGACGAUAUUAUCACGUUAUACGUAUAUAGGUGUACGAUUCGCAGUACAAUUUCAAGGUGUAAAACAGCGCACAAACUUUCGACGGUAUAAUAUGUAAUAAUAAACAUGAAAUUUGAGAUCCUGUUGAGCCCGCCAAGACCCGCGUGUUACUGCGCGUACCCAACAUACACGUGUAUGAUGCAUAUAGGUGUCGUGGCGCGACUUCCUAUUCUAAUAACGGAAACCGAACUCGUGUAUAUAUUUAUUUAGAUUUUUUUUACCCGGCGACGGCUAUAAAACUCUGCGGGAUUGCGUAACUCGCGCGAUACACGUCCGGUGUGAUAGUAUAGGUGUAUAUUUAAUACAUACAUAUAUAUGGGUAUUAUUGUCGGAAUUCCAUUCGCUAGACCGCUUUCGUUUUCUUAUACAUAUAUACCUACUUACGCGAGCGCGUUCUCCGUUUACCGUGAAUUUAUAUUUAUAUACGAUUUUUAUUAUUAUAUUUUAUACGUAGGUACGUGUCGUCCGACCGGUCGCGCGCGCGGUAAACGUAUCGGGCAAAUCUAAUUUUUAUUUUUCUUCCAUUCGUCCAAUAGGUACCUAUAUAAUAUGUAUAGGAAGAAAAAAAAAUAUAAACCCGAUACACCGGACACGCGGAUACCUAAUAUACUAUUGCAGGAAGCGCGCGAACCGAUCUGCGAGUAUCGCUCGAGCAUUUUAUAACAUUAUACGAAAACCGUUGUACACAUUAUAUUGUUUAUACACUCGGCAUAAUACGAACAUUUAUUAUGUUUCCGUCCGGUCUCGUCAAAAUCUUCUAGUGUAAAGGCAUAAAUAUAUCGCCUCAGACUAAGAUAAUAACGAUGGACUGGCUCGGGUGCAAUAUCUGCGAGUAAUCUAGCGAUUUUAACACCAUGUACAUAUUGAACAUGAUCGGAAAAUACGAGGUCGGCAAAUAUGUUGGAUUAUGUUUCCGAAAUUUUGCUACUAGAUAUUAGAUGGCAUUCGACUCGUAAGGUUUUUAUACGAUGGAAUGAGAAAAAUGGCUUAAUUCUUCUUCCCCCAAACAUCUCUACGUUGAUGCCUAUUCGAUGUCAGUCAAUUUUAUCUUAGUCCGUGAACAUUGAGACGGUUAUUGUUUUGCGGUCCAACACUAUAGGAAAUUAAGACCAUUUUUGUUUACACUUUGUAUACGUGAUAACCUGCACUGUGACAAAGUGAUCAGGUACCUCGACCUGGCCUCAAUCAGUGAAGACAACUUCAAUUUCAUCGUUACUGAUAAACCGACAUGCCAGUAUCAAUUAUUUUAUUAUCUUUAAGUGCAUAUAGGUUGGGUAUACAAGUUCGCUUUCUUUCGACGAUUUCGCCCGGCCGACCACGUCUAAAUUUAAUAUGAAAACGUUUUAUGGGUACCUAGGUACACACUACACAGUCUGCUGGUAGGUAUUAACACUAAUCUAACCUACACGGUUUGUUGAUUUUUGAAAACUUUAUAAUACGCGGUAUAAUUUAAAAAUAUAAAAAUAUUUUUUCCUUUACAACAUACGCGAUAAAUUAUUAUGCAUUUAGAACGAUGAUGAUAAUUAUUAAAUCUAAUGACUGUGCGCUCGCCUUCGGUUCACAACUCGAGCGUACACGCGUAUGUGGAGCACGUCGAGAGCGUUUUCCCGACGGUUUCGUUUUUCUUUUUUUUUAUCACUUUUCAUAUUUCAUUUGGGCCAUCGAUCUCAUAAGUCAUGUUACAAUAAUAAUUUUAUAUAAUUAAUAAAUAUGCGCUUGCGUAAUCAAAUAACAUUCGGUUAUUAAUUAGGUAGUCAAUAUUAUUGCUGUUCCAAGGUUAGGUAUCUUGAGGUUCUAAGAAUAAUUUGACAUUAAAAUGUGUAGUGCUUUUUUUCCACCUAGCUGCAUCAAUAUUAUUUUUUUUACCAGAAAUUUUUUAAAAGUUAAUAAAAAUGUUAUUUGUAGUCGGUAUUUUUGUGAAGGCAUGGUCUCCCAUCAGAUUUUUCUGGCGCCGGCCCUGAUUGUCAUAACCGUUGUAAACUUGGCAGAUCUAUACUAGUUAAACAUUUGAAUAUUUACCUAUAACUGUUGUAACAGUUGUCUUUAAAUUUUUAAUUUUUUAAUACAGUUAUUCGCGGUUAACCAUAAUAUAACGAUAUAUACACCACAGCGAUGUUCAGUAUAGCACGAUUAAAGAGGCGUAGGGGACACGUAAAAAGGAAAAAUUUCCGUCGGGACUUAUACAACAAUCUAUACCUCCUGUCUGAUAGUUACGUGUAUUAUUAUGAUCACCUACCGAGUCGAGGUGUGGGUAGUUUUCUUUGCCGCGAUGCCUACACCGGAUUUAUUGUUAUUUUGUCUUUUCACUCUGACCGCGCAGAUGAUUUAUUUUUUCACGAGCAGUAAACAACUCGACAAUAUUAUAAUAACAUUGUGUUCUCGCCAGCAGAGAAGAUUAUAUCUCACUAAAAAGAUUUUGACGAGAAAACAAAUUUUUUCGUGAUACUGCAGUGCAAUAGUAUUAUAAUUAUAAUAAGUGGUGUACGCCUAUUUAAUAAUCAUUAUACCAGCUAUACUCGCAAUGAUGGCGUUCUAAAAGAAAAAAACCUCAUAGUCACGACCAUAUGUCUUAUUGCUAUAAUAUAUUAAUAUAGGUAGUAAACGGUGGCGAUUAAUCAUUAUUGUAGAAAUAGAAAUAUUCGAAAUUGCAUGUAAUAGGUAUUAUGAUGAAUUACGAUACUUAAAUCGCUUAGAGAGACGGAUACGAUGGCGACGACUACUUCAUUUUCUGUAUCAUAGUAACAUGAUAUACCGUCGUUAUGAUGUAUACGGUUCGAGCUACAGUUUUAAACACGUUUGUUUUACAACCGACACAUCGAUAUACGUUAUUUGACCACAUCGUGAUAUAUUACAAAGAACUCUGCGUGUUCUUAUAUAGUAAAAGAAAGAAGAAAGCAUUUUUUCUAAUUUAUAAGUGGCAUAUUAUAAUAUUCGUCUAUAAUUACACACAUUUAAAAUCUAUUCUAAACUGGUUUUACAAAUAUUAGUAAUCUACUAGACGUCCCGCAUCGUUAUGUCUACGAAAAAUAAUGAAUGAAAAACGGAUAAAAAAAAAUGUUAAGAAUCGGAUUGGUGGCGUAAUUUUGACUAGGUCGAGGAGGAGGGAACAAUGGGUGUACACUAAUAAAUAUGUUGAGUGUAGUUGACCCAGAGUAAAGUUAAAACCUGAGUUAAUUUAAAAAAUAACAAUUUUAAAAAGGACUUUAUGCCAUCUUCUUUUAAUUUUAAAACACCUUCCUCCGUGUACGCAAAUUCGUUCUUCGUUUGACCUUCAAUAAUUGUGUAUGAGAGACAAAAAUCGCAGUAUAGGUAGAGAGACGUGAGACGUAUGCAUUUGCACCAACACCGAAUACGUCACUAAAUCGGAUUAUAUCUCCUACAAGUAUAACACUUUACCUCUAUGCGAUUUUAGUAUAGACAUAGAUAGGUAAAUAUAUUAAAUUUUGUUUUUCAAUUUUCUCGAUCGCGAUACCUUUGUUAUAGGUAGGUAAUGAUAAUUAUUCUUCUUCCAUGAAAUGAACGUAUAAUAAAUUGUUAUACUACUAUACCAAUAUUACUCGCGUAGGUACCUACGCACGUAUAAACUCAUGGAUUCGCAUAUUAUAAAAUAAUUUCCUUGACUGUAUAAUGAAAUAGGUACCUACUUAUGUAUAGAUAUUCACGAACAUUAUGUCAUAAAAAGCGUGCCGAUUUGAUCUUAUGCGGUUACGAUAAGUUCUGAACAUAUUACAAUAUUAUAUUGGUCCAGGUGGGUUAACGUAUACUCACACAGUUACACAUCAAACACGAAUUGCCUGCAUAUUGUGAUAUAUAAAUAUAAAUGCGCGUUGAAAAUAUUUGUCACACUUGGUGUCCUAGAACUCUUGGGUGAAAACGCUUCAUUAUAUUACGAAGUUUCGGGUAAUUUACUCAUAAUUUAAUUUUAAUGUGACCUGAUAUACUUACAUAUUAUUAUUAUUAUUAUUAUUUUGAAAAUCCAAAUAGUUCCGGUGCGAUAGACAAUUAUUAUAUUAUAAAAUAUGUGCGCGAUCGGUCUCAGGUGAUAUACCGAUAAUAUUAAUAAUAAUAAUAACAAUAAUAAUAAUAAUAAUAUUAUAGUUACUCAACAACUAUGUCGUAAUAUUAUUAUAGAUAUUAUGAUUACAAACUGAUCAUACAAAACGCCAAAAAAAAAAAUAAAAAUAUAUAUAUAUAUACUUACGUCCUACCUAUUAUAAUUGCAUUAUAUUAUUAUUAUAUAUUAAUAAUAAUAUAGUUAUAAUAUUAUCCAGGUUUUGUCUAGAAUUUUGUUUCUUUUUUUUUAUCUUGAUUAUUAAAACAAUUUAUAUAUACUAUCAACCAAAUUAUUAUAUACAUAUUAAUAAUUACUUGAUUUUUUUAUAUAAUAUUAUUUUGUUAUUUUAUUAUUUAAGCAAUAAUUUUAAUCAAUAACCAAAAAAAAUAUAAUAAUAAUUCCAAAUCAUUUAUAAUAUCAAUUCAAAAUUUUGAAUGAAACCUACAAUAAUGUAUACGUAUGUUGUUUAUUUAUAAUAUAAUUUUAUUUUUUAAUUUUUUUAUAGGUUCCAAUAGAUCAUGAAAGGGUGGAGAUUGGUCGUGCUUCUUUGCACGACCUUGCUAUGUGAAUCAGUAAGGUCACUAGACAAAUGGAGCCGACCAGAUACGGCAGAGAAACGUAUAGACGAUUGGGUACCAAUAACGGCAAGUUGUCCAUCUUGCAAUAAAAACUUAGAACCAAAUGAGGAUAGUAACGUUGAUGAAAUCGGAAGUUUACUAAAUCCGCCAGCUGUUCCAUCUGGACGUUCGUUUAAUUUUAAUGCCAAACAAAACAAUUUCAAACGAGCUCCAGCCGGUGAACCAUAUGAAAUCACUACACCUUCGGCACCGUUGACUCAGUUUUUCAAUCAACAACAUUCACCGAAAAUCCCGCAAUCUAUCCAAUUCCCAGUAUCGUUUUUCAAUCAACAAAACCCAUUUCAGUCAAGGUUUCAAGGAGUUCCUAAUUUCCAACCACAAUUCACGUUCAUACCCCAACCACAAAUACAACCGGCGCCAAAAGAGAACAAAGUAACGUUUCCCGAGUCACCAUUUAUUCAGCAACAAAACAAGGGAUCUGUACAACUCGUUUAUGUGCCCAUUGAAGCCCUUCAAAGACAAAAACCUAGAUUUCAAGCUGACAGGCCAGUCCCGCAACAAUCGCAAUUGGAGGUCAAGACACAAUCACCAUUCGAGACUGGUAAACUAAAGUUCCAAAGACCACCACAACCAUUUGACCCUUCUAGGUUCCCGAAUAGUCAACAAUUUGAACAAGACCCUAACCGUUUCGCACCACCUCCGCCUCCAACAUCGUUUGAACAAGAUAUUGGUCGUUUUCCGCCACCAUCUCAACUAUUUGAACAAGAAAAACCUACUUUCCCCUCUCAAUUAAAAGAAACGCGUCCUGAGUUUUUGCCUCAAAACGAACAACCAGUUGCCCCACAGUCUUAUCAAUUUGUAGAAGAUGCCAGAAAUCCACCUUCCAACUUUUUCCAAUUCCACGAUAAUAGAUUCCAGAAACCAUCUAUAGAAGAAGGAAAAGCAAAAGAACCAAAACCACAAGUUAAACCGACAUUUGUACCAAAUAUUGAUGGAACCAGACAGGAAUCUAUUCAAAGUUUUACUUCAAACUUUGAUGGAAAUCGCCCAAGGCAAGAACCACCCCAAAAUUUCCAAACGAAUUUCCAAGAAACAAGACCAAGAAAAGAACAACAGCCACAGAACUUCCAGCAGAAUUUUCAAGAAACAAAACCAAGACCUGAACCACAAUUACAGAAUUUCCAACCAAAUUUCCAAGAAACAAGACCAAGAAAAGAUCCACGACCACAAAACAACCAACCUAGUUUCCAAGAAACAAAACCAAGACAAGAAACAUUUCCACAAUCACCACCACCGCAGUUUAUUCCUAAAUUUGAACCUCAACAAGAGUUUAUUCCCAAUUUCCAAGAAUCAAGGCCACGACCAGAAUCACCACAAAUACCCUCACAACAAUUUAUUCCCAAGUUUGAGGAUUCAAAAUUAGCCCCUCAACAACAGUUUAUUCCUGAUUUUCAAGAAAUAUCGCAACAACAAUUGCCACAACAAAUCUUUAGUCCCGAUUUUGAAUCAUUAAGGCCAAAACCAGAAGUUGUGCAAAACUUUGUUCCUAACUUCCAAGAAACAAUACCAAAACAAGAAUCACAAGAAGCAUUUGUUCCACAUUUUGAAGAAGUAAAACCGAAAUUGAAUCCAAAAGUUGAAUUAACUUUACCUUCAACACCAACGCCUCAAGAAACAUUUAGCUUACCAAGUUCUACAGAACAAAUAACUCCAUCUACGUCAUAUCCACCCCCUCAUCAACCUCCACUUUCCGUUUAUAUGGAAAAACGUCUCGAUAAUAAAAUAAAUGAAGUAUUGACAAUAUUAAAGGAUGCAAAAACUAUACCUGUAUUGGAUACGAUUGGUAAUCGUUCACCCAAAGUGUUUGUUGGACCGACUGAUCUUGAUGCACCAAGAGGAUACGUCAAAUUUGAAUUGCCCUAUUUAUCGUCACUUGAUAUAAAUAAAAUUGAUUCCAUGGGUGAUCGCUUACCAUUCUUCGUUGCGCCACUUAAUUUCAAACCUCCGUUUGGUUAUGCCAAAAUUCCAUUUCCACCACCCCAUAUAGGAUCUGUUGUUGUAUCUUCUAAGUCAUCUAAUGUACCAUCUUCUACUGAAUUUGUUCCAUUUACACUCACGAUGACGUCUCAAUUACCCACCGAAGUAAACUCAUUACAACCAUCUUUAUCAAGUACUACACAACGAGGAACAGAAAGACCUCAAAAAAGUACUGAUGCAACAACUACAUCUACGCCAAAACGAAAUAGACAAAGAAAACCAUUACACAGAGGCACUUUAAGUAGUUUUAGCACGAGCACGCCUUUAAAUGAUAUUACAGAACGCAAAAGAGAUCAUUUUACCACACCUGCUGCAGAUUUACAACGGUUAACAGAAAGUUCACCUUCGGUAAGUGAACAACCACAAUUUUCAGAAAGUACACCAACACCUGUUAGGCAUAAAUUUUCACGGAAACCAGUUGAACACACAACCGUAUUUGAAACUACACAAGUGCCUAUUCAGCAACAGCAGCAAUUUGAUAAUUCACAACAGCAACAAUUUAAUAAUCCACAACAACAGCAGUUUAAUUACUUAAACCAAGAAAAUUUCGAAAACCCGAAGCAACAGCAGUCUGAAAACCCAGAUCAACAGCAGUUUAACAACCAACAACAACAACAAUUUAACAACCUCCAACAACAGCAAUUCAACAACCCAGAACAGCAACAAUUUGAUAAUAUAAAUCAACAGCACUUCGAUAGCCCAAAACAACACCAAUUUGAAAAUCCAAAACAACAAACAUUUGAUAACCUUAACGAACAACAAUUUAAUAGCCCGAAACAACAGCAGUUCGAUAACGUAAAUCAACCGCAGUUCGAUAAUCCAAAUCAACCGCAGUUCGAUAGUCCAAAUCAACCGCAGUUCGAUAACCCAAAACAAAAACAGUUUGAUAACUUACAGCAGCAGAAAUUUGAUAGUAAAAAACAACAGCAAUUCGAUAAUCCUCAGCAACAAUUUUUUGCAGACCAACAAGUUCCUCAAACACAGUCAGACUAUUUAAAUAGUUCACCUCAAGUUACACAAUCACAGUUUUUCAACAAUCAACAACAACAACCAAGUCAACAAACAUUCUUUGAAAAUGUACAAUCGCCGAGUCAACAAUCAUUCGUUGAUAGUCAACCACUUCCGAGUCAACAGCCAUUCUUUGAAAAUCAACAAUUCCUUGAAAAUUCUCCACAGACUCUUCAAGAACAAGUAUCAAACACCCCACAAUCUUUUACGGAUCAUCCACAAUUCAUCUCUAGUUCGACCGAAAAACAAAUAUUUAAAAACUUUCAACAAAUACAACCACUUUCCCAGUAUCAGGUAGGAAAUAACUUUUUGAAUCAACAACAGUCGUCAACAGAACAAAUUCAAUCGGCAUCCAAUCCUCCACAAACUGUGUCUAUUGAACCUCAAACAGUGGCUACAGUUUCCCCUACAGAUACGCCGAAAUUUAGACAACGUCUUUCAUAUUACGAUAAAUUAUUAAUGUCGUCCACUCAAGCUCCAGCCAUAGAAUACACUAGUGCUCAAAAUUUCAUAGAAACUAGUGAAAAACCUAGAGAACGGACAAAACUAAGGCCGAGACAAAGAACGACAACGACUAGAAAACCUACAACGGAAUCUCCGAUGACACCCGAAGAGGUAUCCGAACAAGUAACCGUGGAGUCUUCCACCCAAAGGUAUAAUCCUUUGAAAAGACGUCGUCCAACCACCACGACGACUACUACCGAACAAACUGAAGUGACUAGGAACCCGUUGAGGUCUAGAACAACACAGGCAGGCAGAUCGGACUUUGUGCGAUCGAGGUCUCGAAGGCCGACAACGACAACGACAACUACGACGACGGUACCGACAACAACCACCACUGAAGAAGUACGUGUCCAGCAGCUGUACGAAGACGUAAACAACGCUCAGGUAACUGGUCUAGACGAACAGAAAAAAAUCGAAGAGGCCGCAUCGUUUUGGAACGAACCGGUAACUAUUCAACAGAGCCAAGGAUACGAAUUGGAUACGAGGUACACACAGCCCCCGAACGCAGGUGGCCUAGAUCUGAGGUUCGCGGAGCCACCAACGGCAGAAGAAGAAUCUUCUAACAAGGAGAAUAAGUACACUAACGAGAAAAAAGCACACGACCCAAACAGCGAGAAGAAGGGACCCGGUCGUCGGGGCCACUGGGUCAGAGUGCGCGUGAAGAAACCACAGGACAAUUUGGACACAGCCGAGUCACAGAACUCGUUGGGUCCGCUAUCGGUAAACGCCGUUAGAGAACUGGUCACCAAGCCGACGCACGAAUUCAGCAGCGCUGCAGCAGAGCUCACGACAACGGCACCAGUGUCGGAACCUAACCCGGUUACGCCACAAACUACGACCACGACCGCUGCUACCACGACCACUACCACGACCGAGGUGCCACCGACGACCACCGCAGCAGCCUUCACCAGCGUUGUGCCAUUGACGACCAUUGACUACGCGUCGGACGGUGCAGUAGCCACGGAAGAACAUUCGGCUGAAACCACAACCGUUCUCCUGCCACCGUUGUCGCCAGAACAGCAACAGCAGACCGGAGCUAAGUAUCCAGACGACGAACAGGACGAGGCAUUCCAAAGAAAUCUUGCCGAUAUGUUGGCCAAAUUCAUCGGGGACGGCGGUAACCAGCAGCCGCAGGAGUCGACCGCCACGGUGCAAGCCGACGAAUCGACCGCGGAAACGCAGUACGCGGGCUCGGACGCCGAGCCGACCGUCACGCCGCCAACAGCAGCAGCGCCCGUCACGGACGCACCGGUCGCGCCGAUCACGUCAACCACGACCAAGGUAUCAAUGGAGACUGAAAUAUGCUAUAAGGGCAGGUGUGUGAAAAGCAAAAAAAACAAACAGAUCACCGACCUGGUGUCUGAGCCAUGAACCGUUGACCGCGAUAACAUAUUAUUUUUAUGAAUAUAUAUUGUACACGUAGGUAUCAACCGUAAGGUUAAGAAAACGUGAGAUGCGUAAACACGCAGAAAUAAUAUCGUAUAUUAUAAUAUAUGUUUGGGAUACGAGAAUAAUAUUGUUUGUUUCUCUGACUUUUAAGUUAAAUUAUAUAUAAUAUUCUAAUAACCAAAGAUAUAAACGGGAUUAAAAUCUGCAGUGCCAACAUCUCAAUAAAAAAAAAAAAAAAAAAAAAAAUACUUUGUACAUAAUAUAAUAUAAUAGUAUAAAUAAAUACGUUAAAAUAGAUUUUAGUCAAAUUUGAAUAAUUUAUUAGUUACGUGUUUACGCGUUAAAAAAAAAAAAAACUUAUUUAUACUGACAUACUGUAUUUUUUUUAUACAUGUAAUAUGUAAACCAGUUUUGUUCGAUUACACAUCACGUACAACACUUAUAUUAUUAUGUAUUAUUUUGUAAUUGUAUAUACAAAUAUUUUAAUUACUUUUUACAUAAUAUUUACUAAAUAUUUAUUUAGUAUAGGUUAACAACUGUUAAACUAUAUUAUUAUAAUGUAUUUGCGAAUUAAAUUAUAUGACUUAUUUUUGUUAUACAUUAUGAUGAUUUAAUUAUUAUAUAACUUGCUUAAUUGAAAGUUAUUAAUUUAAUAUUAUAUUACGUGAGCGUGUGAGAAUUAAUUUCUGAAGAAUUCAAUUAUAAAUAAUGAAAAAAAAAAAAUUUUUUUUUUUUGAAAAACUUUCGAUCGAUUAUAAACGCGCUUUAAAAAAAAUUAUACAUUAAUUUACUUUUAUUUUUUUCAUAAUUAUUAUUACUACUAUUAUUACUAUAUUCAACGUACGUACCUAUGUAGUUAUUAAUGUGUAUUAAAUUAAUGUUUUUUAUAAUAUAAAUUAAUUAUUGUAUACUUUAUUUUGUUUUUUUGUUUUUAAUUAAUACACGCCAACCGUACAUACGAAUCGCUAACUGCGGACGAAAUUUUAGAUUCGAAGCGUAGCGAGG
This is a messenger RNA of Cinara cedri, 21565 nucleotides long. The record is from the annotation of a GenBank genome assembly. NCBI's taxonomy places the organism in Eukaryota, Metazoa, Arthropoda, Insecta, Hemiptera, Aphididae.